AUGAAUGGUUUAGGGGUUUGGGCUAAGCUUGGUGUCACUUCCCUAAGGUUCGGGAAAAGUCAACUUGCUCCCCGGACUUUCAAUCUUAACCUUUUCGUUAAGGCAAGCCAGUCAUUUAACCGAGGUCUCACAACUUCGCUGAUAACCCAGAAUUCACAUAAUAUCUCCUCAAAAGUAGUAUCUAGCAAGCUUAAAGCCAAAGAGUUAAUCAAUAAAUCAAAAGAUUUACAGUCAAAAAUAUCAGCCCCAAUAAAAAAUAUUCUUCCAAAGCAUGAGAAUAUCUACACCUUACCAAACUUCCUCACUUUAACUAGAAUAGCUGCAGCUCCACUAAUAGGGUACUUCAUUGUUAAGCAGCAGAUUUCAUUUGCCUUGCCAUUUUUUAUCUAUUCAUGUAUUACUGAUUUUGUUGAUGGUUACAUUGCUAGAAAGUAUAACUUGAAGACAAUUGUCGGUUCGAUUAUUGAUCCAAUGGCAGACAAGCUUUUGAUGAUCAUAACUACCACGUCUCUAGCGAUUUCCAACUAUGAUUUUCCAAUGUAUUUGGCGGUUUUAAUCUUGGGUAAAGAUAUUCUAAUGGGGAUCUCUGCCAUAUUUAUUCGGUACAAGUCGUUACCACCGCCAAAGACAUUUAUGAGAUAUUGGGACUUCAGCAUACCCAGCGUUAAAGUCUUUCCUACUACAAUCUCGAAGUACAAUACGGCAUUUCAAAUGGUCUAUGUAGUGUUAGCCAUAUUCAAGCCCGUUGUUGAGCCAACUAUCGGUGAUGUUGAUACUCUAUCGUUGAUGAACAUGCUCUUCGAGUAUUAUGGCUACUUUGUUGGGUUCACCACUGUCCUUGGAGGAAGCUCUUAUUUAUUUAGCAAAAAUGCUGUCAAGUGGGUCAAACAAAACUAG
Messenger RNA from Saccharomycopsis crataegensis, 897 nucleotides. It is a transcript of the gene CRD1, whose product is annotated as cardiolipin synthase. Gene Ontology annotation, biological process: cardiolipin biosynthetic process. The record is from RefSeq and is a predicted model, not a curated record. The transcript has a single exon. The coding region runs from base 1 to 897 and encodes 298 amino acids. Gene Ontology annotation, molecular function: cardiolipin synthase (CMP-forming) activity. Gene Ontology annotation, cellular component: membrane; mitochondrion. NCBI's taxonomy places the organism in Eukaryota, Fungi, Ascomycota, Saccharomycetes, Ascoideales, Saccharomycopsidaceae.